Aaosphaeria arxii CBS 175.79 is the source of this 1672-nucleotide messenger RNA. RefSeq lists its product as uncharacterized. The record is from RefSeq and is a predicted model, not a curated record. The transcript has a single exon. Lineage: Eukaryota; Fungi; Ascomycota; Dothideomycetes; Pleosporales. Bases 383 to 1498 code for a protein of 371 amino acids.
CUCCACACGACAAUGCCAACUGUCAAUAUAUCGUACGAAUCGCAGCAUCCCCUCGCCUCUAAUUACUAUUCUACUCAAACUCUACACCUGCAGUGUUCUUAAAACGCCAUCCAGGAAAGAUGCUGCUGCAUCCGCAGCUGUGCCUAGGACGUAACAGCCUCCAACGCCUCUUUAAAUGACUAGUCGAACCGUCCUCAUUCGUCGUAGGACAGAUUGAUGCUGCAAUAUCAGAGCUGUGCAAAUUGGCGCUUAAAGGACGGCGCAGCACGAACAUCAUGGUUAACAGCAAUGUACCUCACUCUUUUGUGCCUCUCCUUCCGCUCUAUCCCAGUCUGUCGUUAAUGUCUCUCUCUGUUUUUCGUUGUUGUUCUGCUUUGCCGCCAUGGAUUUCCGCACGAAUAGCUGGUAUCGCAUCUCCUCAGCAGCCUCUAUCAAGUCUCAAAAGUCCAUGACCGGUACAAACCACGGAGCUGGAGGCGAAGGGAUCGUUUCGUCUGCCAAAUCUGAUAACAAUCUCCCCACACAGCAGUGGCAACUAUACCCAGUAGCAUCAUCCGUUUUUAUGCUCCGGACCAAAGCUUCAGGACCAAGCGGAUAUUUAGGCACGGCCAAGCAAAUGACUUCAGAAAAGCAGAUAAAAGCAUGGAUCUCGAACUCAACGAAUCUAUCGAUGCUCUGGAGGAUUGAACCAUGGGGCGAUGGGACAUUUCAUUUUAGCAAUGUGGAGGACGGUGCCGGAUACCACCUUGAUCUAUCAGAUCCCUCGGGAGUCCAUAUGAAUAAAGAUAUCAUACAGCCACAACCGGGACAGGCAAUAUCUUUUGUACGCUUGGAUGAUAUCGAUGACUCUGCCUUCUCGACAGUGAACGCUCCGUCGUCUCAGACAGCUACUCUAACUGCAUCAGCCUCGAAUUCCCCCUCAUCCACGGCCAUCUCACAUCGAUCCCUCACUGCGUCAAACCUUCCUACAUCGUCCAUAACAAGUAGCCCUUCACUCACCACCGGCUUGUUAUCACCGACCACAGAGGCCCACAACCUGGAAUCCAAGCCUGUUCUCUCCAUGUCAGCCGCCAUGGGCGUCGGCAUAGCAGUCGGUGUGCUAUCCAUCAUCCUCAUCACCGCCAUCACCGCCUUCCUAUACCAGCGCUGGAAAUGGCGACGCUCCCCCGAGGCACUCCACUACCGCCGCGCCAAACUAUGGAAGGGCUUCACGCCGCAGUACCUGCCAUCCAAGUUCCCAGAUGGCCUCAUCUUAAACGAGAGUCCCAUGCGCCACGAGAGGAUCUGGGUCGCCGAUUUCCCCAUCUUCAAUAAUCAUGGCAACAACACGCCGGCGGCGACGGCGGUUGCGGUCUCUACGCCGAUGCUCGCGAGGAGUCCAAGGCCGUCGACUGUUCGCAUCGCGAGCUGGGGUUCAGUGUAUGGGAGUAAUCCUGGAUCGCCUGAGUUUGCUUUCAUGGCCCCAACGCCGAGUCCGCCUGUGGAGAUGCCUGUUUGAAGAGCGGGCGAAUGUUCAUAUUGAAACCAUUUCGAGACAACGACGACAACGAGUUCAUGACAUUGAUCCGUAUAUAAAGUCCAGCCGAGACCAAACUGCAUUUCAUAUUUCAUAUUCCAUUUUCCGUUUUUCCAUUCACAAUCAUCCAGCGCAUCUUCACCAAACGACACCACG